AAUGAUAAAAGGGUUGGAGCAAUAGAGGGCCUCACUAUUGGUCAUGGCCAAGAAGCUACUAGAAAUGUUGUGUAUAGCAUCUUUUGGUGUUGCGAUCUGGUGGGAUGAAAUCUUGCUGCAAGAAGACCCCUGGAGGCCAGACAAGUUCAAGGAGAAAAAGGAUUAGCUCAAGCCAGACAUGUGAAUUCAAUCCAGCUACACCAUAUGGAUUAAACCUGAUUUAAAACUGUUUGCCCCACUUAAAGGUUUGUUCAAAAUGUAGGUUCAUCAUCAUGGCUACUUCUUUGGUUUCCUCUCAAUUUGCUGGGGCUUUUGUGGAGCGCGGGUGGUCGGGAAGAAUUAGGUCGAAGAGAUUCUCAGGCAUUGUGGCCGCAUCGAGGCCUGGAGAUUUUGAGAGCGACGGCGAGCUCAUCACCAAGCGGCUCAAGGAUUUGUCGGAUAGCCUAUUGCUGCCUCGUGAUUUCCUGAAGUCCCUUCCUCGAGAUUUGCAAGUGGAUGUUAACGAUGCAGCGUUUGCACUAUCCAGAGGUCCUGUUCAUCAAGAGUGUGGAAGCCAAGUUGGAGAGCUUCUUCAGCGGCUUUCAAAGGCGUGGGAGCGAGCCGACACGGACUCGGUUGGAGAAAUUGGCAAGGCUUUCACGGGUUUGGAGGGAGCAAUCUCAAAGAGUGGCAAUGGACCUGCCUUUGGAAGGAGACUGAUCAGAGCUGGGAACUACUUCAAGUCCACAGGACAAUAUGCUCAGGGCGAAUUUCAAGAUAUAGCCAAAGCUCUUUUGGCUCUUGGAGAGGCAGUGGGAGGGCGAGAAGCUCCAGAGACUGACAUAUCCACCAUGCCCAGAGUUUUGAAGUUUGGAACCUUGCAAGUAGAGAUCACGCCGGGCAAAGCGUUCACAGGAGCAGCUAUUGCCUUGGUUUUCGGGUUUUUAUCAUGGCAGCUUGCCGCGGCUGUCAAAAACAUUCCAGAGUCUUCCCUGAGCUACGCAAACGACAAUGCUCUAAUGGUUGCGGCUUCUUUGCGGGGAACUCUGCUUGCGAUGGCCUAUUCAUGUGCUGGUCUCAGUGCAUUCUCCACUGUCGGCUUAAUCGUUCUUGGCUUCCAGGCCAAGAACAAGGAAUAGAGUUAUACUGUGAGCAAGGGAAGAAUCUGUACAAUUCAAUGCGACCUUUUAUCA
Molecule: messenger RNA, 1172 nt
Organism: Selaginella moellendorffii
Lineage: Eukaryota; Viridiplantae; Streptophyta; Lycopodiopsida; Selaginellales; Selaginellaceae
Exons: 9
Coding region: 273-1118 (281 amino acids)
Source: RefSeq, a predicted model, not a curated record